CGCCACAAACUUCUCUUCGGGCUACAAGACGCCUCUCCCAUCUGACUCUUUACGGGGGCCAUUCACACCUAGCUAUCCGAAAGCUAGUUUCGCCACCUGAUCUCUAACCACCUUCAAACCGCUGCACCAUGCAGUUGCUCACGGCCAUCUGCGGGUGGCUGUGCGCCUCCUCCAGCUUGACUUCAAGCAAGCUAGGUGGCAAGGGCCUCACUACACCUCGCCGGACCAUUGAAAAACUUGUUGAGAUUCAUAUCCAGAGAGUCACGACGACAGUCACUGCAACAGUCACCGAAACCGUUGGCAUUAUCGCUACCCCUCUGGUUCACGCCCCUUCCCCGACCUACUCUCCCGUUGGCUUCCAGGAGUUUUCCUCCGACAACUCUCCCGUCGACUAUUCCCCCGCUGAGACUCCGUUCUCUGCACCUAGUGUUUCCUCUGGAUUUGGUUUCUUCUCGUCUGACGAUCUGGCUUCUACUCUGUUCUUCAUCGGACAAUUCAUGUCUGAACCGUUGCUCGUGGUCCCAGUGUCGAUCCUGGGCGUUUUGGAAUGGCUCUUCUGCUCCUGCUUCUUUGUGUCAUUCUGCUUCUUCUACUGGCACUGCCACUUCCGCAAGCGAGUUCAAGAGAUCCUCGAAGACCUCUGGAUAGCGUUCUCGCGUCGCUCCAUACCGGUCUGGGUACUUUUCUUCGGCAUGCUGCACUGCUUUGCGGCCGAAGAUGCACGCGAUCAUCCGCUUCAUAUUUUGAUCGCUGAGCCUUUCGCCCCAAAAACCUUCAGGUGGUUAUACGAAGAGCUGAGUGACGUGUGGGACGCUCGCGAGACCAUGAGCCGACUUCGUACAAAACUUUGGAAUGCCUAUCGGCCUGUCGUCCUGGAAUCGAUCGAAUGGUACCUGCUGCAUCUUCAAGAGGCCGUGUCCCUCAUCGACAUGGUCGGCAGACUCGUCUUCACCAUCCUCCUCAAGGCUAUAUGGCUAGUCGCGCAGACACUCCGUCUCCUUGUCGCCGGUAUCGAACGCAGUUCCGGGGCGAUCUUCCUACCUUUGGAAGUCAUCGGCCAAAAGACUUUCCUCCUCAUCAUCGCUCUCUGGCCCGCCCGCAUCUUCAACCCCGUCCGGGCAUUCUACGACGGUGUCCUCACCUGCCAACGAACCUACUACAACCUCGUCACCGAGGCCGCCAUCGCCAACAUGACCUACGACCAACGCCUGAACCUCGUCAUGGAGAACCGCCGCCUCCGCAUCCAACUCCGGGACUUCAUCGCCCAGGACGGCUUCGUCGGCAAACUCGCCGCCCGCUGCAUCGACUACCGCACGACCAUCUUCGCCCUCAUCCGCGAGGCCAACUACCUCUGCACAGUCAUGGACAUGUGGGCGACUUACGAGUGGGACAGGAAGAACAACUUCGUGCGCAGCGUUCCCCUCAUGGGCCUGCGAUAUAACUCUGCCAAACUCAAGUUCUGCGACGAGAAGACCGAGCAGGGGCUCCAUUUCGCCGUCCGGGAUCCAGUGAGGCACCCGACAUGGAUGAGUUACGAGGAGCGGCAGCGCGUAGCCGACGGCAGGAACAUCAAGCAGCUGUGCUCGAGGGAGGAGUGGCAGCGCAGGAACAUCUUGACGUACCGGGAGCCGCUCUUCGUGAAGCACCAGGUCGCUGCGUGGGGACUCGAGGCGCGCAUGGGCGAUGUCCAGUUCCCGGAUUACGAUACUUUCGACAUGGAUAGCCCGGACGGGUUGGGCAUGAGCGAGGAGCAGAGGAGGGAGGUCCAGUUUGACCCCGACAGUGGCAGGAUUGAGGAUGUGGCGUAUUUGGGCAGGGCGUUGGAGAAGUGGGAGGAGAUGGAGCUGGAGGCGGAGCGCCAGAGGCAGGGCACGAUUGAGGGGAAGUUGCGGCGCUCGUGGCUGGUUCAGCCGCCGCGUGUGGAGCAGGAGCAGGCGCUGAGGUUGAGCCAGCGGAUGGCGUCCCCAUAG
Molecule: messenger RNA, 1970 nt
Organism: Westerdykella ornata
Lineage: Eukaryota; Fungi; Ascomycota; Dothideomycetes; Pleosporales; Sporormiaceae
Exons: 1
Coding region: 129-1970 (613 amino acids)
Source: RefSeq, a predicted model, not a curated record